GCCGGUGUUUUCUUGUUGUUUAUUUAUUUAAGAAAAACAAUCACUUUUGUUUGAAUCGAGGACAUGGAAGAUUGGGAGUCAGACAGUAUUGUAGAGCAAUGGAUACGAGAAAAUGAUGACACAUUCAUGUCGUUACCGCCUAUUGAAUCUAGCCCUCAUAUUCUCAUAUCUAAAGUUCGUAAACAUUAUAUGGAAUAUCUUAUAAAGUUACUCUCUGUGAACUAUGAACGUAAUCAAAAAUUGCAAAAUAAAGAUGUGUAUCUACCCAGUGCUAUUUGGAGAUGCGCUAAAAUGAUUGAAAUGUCUGCCGCCCAAGCUUCGAUGGUUGUCCAACUUUAUAGAAAAAGUAUUACAAGCGUUGUAAAAGAUUUAAAAAAGAAUACGAAUGAUGGAUUACUAUAUAAAAUGUUAAAUGAUUUUCUUCAUCAAGCACCUGAAAAUGAAAAAAAAACACAGGCUACUCUUGGCACAACAAAAGAAUGUAAUUGCAAAUGUUCAUGUAAUCAAAGAAAAAUAAAAAAAACGUUAUAUUCACAGAAAAGUGUGUAUGGUAUUAAAAAUAAAUGUAUUCCUAUUAAAAAUCAAAUCCAUAAUAUGUCUAUAAGUUUUGAUCAAAACUUUAUAUCAACUCCUAAUAAUUCAAUACCACAAAUUAAUUCAGAAACAUUUAUGAAUAUAAAAAGUGAUACAUCUCUACCAAAAGUAAGUGAAAAAAUUACCAUGGAAAUGCAAAAUUCAGAUGAAUUAAUGCAACAACUUGAAAAACUCUUCCAAGAGGAUCCAAAUGAUGAUGAUUUAUUUGAUGGGCCUUUUUGUGAAGCAAAUAAUUCAAAGGUCACUGAAAAAAGUAAACUUAUGUUCCAUACAGAAAGUAUGUCAGGAAAUAUAUCAAUUUCACAAGAGGCAGAUCUAGAAAGCAAGGAACCACAAAAAAAGGGCUUGGAUGAACGGCUGGCAUUAUUAAGUGGAGUGUUGGUAAAUAAUAUUCACGACCCCUCUCAAGAUCAUAGAAUUAAUCAAAGUAAAAAAAGUCGAACAAGUAAAUGGUUAUGUGAAGAAUAUUUCCAGAAGGUCAAACUUUUUGAAUUACUUGAUCAAAUUAGAGAUUGCGACCGAAAUAAACUUAUGCGGAUUAAAGAAAUGCUAAUAGAACUCUUUGGUGAAGACAGUGAUGAUGAAGGUGUAGUAUCACCAUUAGAAGAAAAUACAGAUUUUGUUGUCAGUUGUAAAGAGAGAAUAGCUCCUUGGGUUGUUCAAAUAUUAACACCAUAUUAUGUCAAGGGUAGGAUCAGAGGAAAAACAUUAUUUAAAUCUCUGGCUAAGCAUUUAAUAAGGCUCAUAUACCAGUGUAGUAAAUAUCCAUAUGAAUAUGAAGUACAAAGUUUUGUUAAUGACUUUCUUAAUAGCCAUAAGAUGAUCAGAUGUGAAGCUGACUUUAAACAAUUUAAAAUAGAAAAUGUUUAAUUUUCCACGCAUAGAUGCCUUAUAAAACCGUUACACAAGAUGCAGUAUUAUAUGUUAUUAUAGCAUUAAUUUUUCAAAUUAAUUAUAAGUACACACAAUAUGUAAGUAAUAAUGUGACAGACUUUUUUAAAGCAUAGAUAGAAGUGAAAUAUUUAUUAGCAAAAAAAUCUUAUGAUAGCAUAUAAAUGUAAUUACGAAACAGUUAUUAGUCAUCUAUGUUCAUUUUAUGAUAACAGUGGUGGAUUUCCUAACAGGCUGGAGCCUCCGAAGCAUGAGCUAGGGUGGCUAUUUUAGGUAACAAUAUUUUCUGUUUAUUAUUUUUGAAGCUAGGUAUUCAAAAAAAUUCUGUAAGACUGAUUUCUGAAAUCAUGCAAAAAGAAGUUGUCAAAAUUGAUGGAUGACUAUUUAUUCUUUCUUUUAAUUCUACGUUUGAGAUAUAGAAAUAUUUGUGCAAUUUGAAUAAAUUGCUCAAUGAUAAAAAAAAAAUUUGCACUCAGGCACUGAUAAUUCUGGAGGUAAGGAAGGCAAAAAUAAUGAAGCCUAUGCUUGGAAAAUUUGUAAUUUCACCACUGUAAUAAAAAAUAUAUUUCACAAGCAAUAUUAUCAUGUGCCGUCAUUAUUGCAUAACCAAUAGUUUGUAAUCAACUGGUUUCUCAAUAUAAAUAAUUACAGUGCCACAUGAAUGUGGAAUAUCCAUACAUACAAAUUAAGAUUCAUUAAUUUAUAGUAGAGGUCUCCAUACUGUGGUCCACAAGCACCAACCAUGAUCAAACAAAUAAACAUAAGUUUAAAACUAGGUUGUACUAUUAUAGAAAGAUAUAUUUGGUCGUUGGUAAAGUAAAAUAUGGCAUUUAAGCUAAAUGGUAUGGAAACACUUGAUCUAACACCAUAAGUGUCUAUAAUAUUGAAAUUAUUAAAUUAGUGUUGGUAAAAAGUAUGUGUGCAAUUUUGACAAAUAAAUAAAACAGUUUUGCUAUUA
Nymphalis io (European peacock) is the source of this 2443-nucleotide messenger RNA. RefSeq lists its product as uncharacterized. The record is from RefSeq and is a predicted model, not a curated record. NCBI's taxonomy places the organism in Eukaryota, Metazoa, Arthropoda, Insecta, Lepidoptera, Nymphalidae. The coding region runs from base 64 to 1464 and encodes 466 amino acids. The transcript has 5 exons.